Trematomus bernacchii (emerald rockcod) is the source of this 1419-nucleotide messenger RNA. Its product is annotated as kelch repeat and BTB domain-containing protein 13. Bases 1 to 1419 code for a protein of 472 amino acids. Gene Ontology annotation, molecular function: protein binding. The record is from RefSeq and is a predicted model, not a curated record. The transcript has a single exon. NCBI's taxonomy places the organism in Eukaryota, Metazoa, Chordata, Actinopteri, Perciformes, Nototheniidae.
AUGUCAGCGCAGGGAAGUGAGUCUGAGGACGGCAGCAGCUGUGACGAAAUAAAUCUGCCACGUUGUUCCUCAGCCAAAUUAACCGUUGUGAUCGGAGGCACUCACUUCUCUGAGGAGAAAAUGUUUCUUGUUCAGAGUUGCGACUAUUUCCGAGCUUUGUAUCGCUCUGGGAUGAAGGAGUGUCGACAGGAGGAAAUCCACCUGAAGUCUCUUCACCCUCGAGGUUUCCUCAUCGCUCUGGCGGUGUUACGAGGGGAUAUGAUCGAUCUGGACGGGGACGAGAUCGUCGAAGCCAUCGAAUGCGCUUCGUUCUUGCAGGUGGCGCCUCUCACCAAGCAUCUCAUCAACCUCAUCGACUCUGACAACUGUUUGCUGAUGUUUCACACCGCUGCCACCUUCGGCCUCAAGGACCUUUACUCUGCUGCCGCGCUGUUCAUCAGAAACAUGUACGUCGACCUGGAGGCGGAGGUGAAGAGAUCCUUGCCGUCAGAACUGAUCUCCUACGUGGAGUCUUUGACUCCGAGUGUUUUAGUGGCUGUUGGGGCUCAUGUAUCUUGUGGUGUAGAUGAAACUGUACACACCGAUUCCAGGACCGUCUGCUACUUGGAUGAAACUGCCAACAACUGGAAAGUAUUGACAGAUCUUCCACUAGAUGCCAGCACCUCCAUGGCUGGGGUGACCGUUUUAGACAACAUGCUGUACAUCGUCGGAGGAGUUCAUGGACGCAACAAAGAAGUUGUGGAUUCCUGUUUUUGCUACAGCGUCGAGAACAACACUUGGAGCCGGAUAUCCAGUCCGGCACAACUGCGAUACAACCUCAGCCUCGUUGGUCUCGAUGGUCGUCUUUACGCAAUCGGUGGAGAGUACGAGCGAACUGUGAUGUCUUCUGUGGAAAUAUUUGACGUUAAGUCCGGAAAAUGGGAGUUUGCCGCUCAUUUACCUCGUCCGGCUGCAGGAGCAGCAUGCACCAAAGCCAUGAGCCGGAUAUUUGUGUGUUUAUGGAGGCCGAUGGAGACCACAGAGAUCUACGAGUACAUGUCAAGGAAAGACGAAUGGCGGCUUGUUACCACGCUGAUCCGGCAGCAGAGCUACGGACACAGCAUGGUGGGCCACAGGGACAACUUGUACGUGGUGAGAAACGGGCCGUCGGCCGACUUCCUCAGAUGCCUCAUGGACUGUUAUAAUCUCACCUCGGGACAGUGGUCGUCUCUACCGGGACAUUUCGUCAACAGCAAAGGCUCUCUGUUCACGGCGCUGGUGAGAAGUGACUCUGCGCUCACGCUCAACAGGAGUAUGACACAAGAGUUCGCCAUCAAUGGUAAAACAUGGAAGCCCACACGGCAGAUGAAGGGUUUCCCCAGGAGUGGAUCUGUGUGGACGUUUCUGCUCCGGCUGCCAGACGCUCGAAUGCUGCAGUAA